AUGUCCCCCUUGAGCGCCACUAUGCGCUAUUUAAAGCACAACCAGGAAGUGCCUCGGUUUGGCCCCGAACCCAAGAACUGGAGGCUGCUGCAGGAUUAUUCCGUGGUGGAGUUCUUACGGGACCAGUCUCUCCAGGUGAGCCCCGCCCCCGACGCCCCUGACCCCCACGCCGCCCACGCCGCCCACGCCGCCCACGCCGCCCACGCCGCCCACGCCGCCCACGCCGCCCACGCCUACAAGAGGCAGGAGGCCGUGUGGGAGCUCUUCACCAGCGAGUGCGUCUACUUCCUCGAUCAGCUCAUGGUCCUGAAGGAGGUGUUUUUGGCCACCCUGAAGAGUCUGCAGACGAGGAACUGUCUCACGGAUGUGGAUGUUUGGAGGCUCUUCGCGAACCUCAACGAGCUCUGUCUGGUGAGCUUCGGUUUCCUGAACAGCCUCUUUCGUGUCAUCAAGGACACUCUGGCGAUAAGUGAAGGGGGCGGGGCCACGCUUCUGCAGCUGCUCAGCAAAGUGUUUGAGGAGAGCGUCUGUCACUGUCUUCAGAAGUACUGUCUGAACUACUCCACGGCUCUGCUCUACCUGGACAGCCUCAAACACAGAGACGACUUUGGCUCCUACGUGAAGUGGUGUGAGCGGCAGGAGCAGUGCCGGAGGCUGCAGCUGCGUGACCUGCUGGUGGCGCCGUUACAGAGGCUCACCCGAUACCCGCUUUUGUUGAGGAACAUCGCGAAGAGGCUGCAGACGGAAGAGGAGAUCCGAGGCCUCCAGUGUGUGGCGGAGCAAGUGGAUACGGCCAUCUGUGACCUGGAGGGGAAGGUGAAAUGGCUGGAUAAUUAUCAGAAGGUGAAGCAGCUCCGUGAUGCUCUGGUGUGGCUGCCCGUGUGGGAGAGAGACAAACGCGCCGUCAUCCCAGAGAAUCUCAAACAUCUGCUGAAGGCCGUCACUCUGGAGAACCUCAUUUCUCAUCGCAGCCUCCUGUUCGAAGGCCGACUGGUGCUGACAGAAAACACGAAGCUCCUCGACGUUUACCUGUUCCUGUUCGACGAAUUUCUCCUCAUCACAAAAAUCAAGAGAAGCAAAAAGAGGUCCAUCGAGCAGAACCCUCUGAGGCUGCCCCAGAACCAGGAGCUGGAGCAUCUUCUGAAGGACGGCUGGACCUUCACGGUGGUGGACCAGCCCGUGUCUCUGGACCGACUCCAGCUCAAGAACAUCGACCAGCUCAACGCCUCCACGUCGGGUUUGCCUCACUCGUUUAUCAUCAUGCACCAGAACCGGUACCAGCAGUGUAUCGGAGCCUUCAUCCUGCAGGCUCCUUCUGAAACGGCAAAAAGAGCCUGGAUGUCAAAGAUCGAGGAGGCGGUGACGACUCUGCUGAAGCAGGACUCUCAGCAGCCGCGACUCAAGAGCGCCCCCCUGUGGCUCGAGUCUUCACAGAUCUGAUCCUCAAAGCCAUUUUCUGUCCCCGUGCACUUGGACGUCUCGUCUCUGCGGACGUCCUCACUGACUCUUUUAGUUUUGUACAGUGUCU
This is a messenger RNA of Boleophthalmus pectinirostris (great blue-spotted mudskipper), 1528 nucleotides long. Its product is annotated as pleckstrin homology domain-containing family G member 7-like. The transcript has 12 exons. Bases 1 to 1440 code for a protein of 479 amino acids. NCBI's taxonomy places the organism in Eukaryota, Metazoa, Chordata, Actinopteri, Gobiiformes, Gobiidae. Gene Ontology annotation, biological process: Rho protein signal transduction. The record is from RefSeq and is a predicted model, not a curated record. Gene Ontology annotation, molecular function: guanyl-nucleotide exchange factor activity.